AUGGAUCUGCGCAAAACUAACACUGUACCAAUAAUUUCAUUCACCACCCAUUCUAUCUAUCUAUCUAUCUAUCUAUCUAUCUAUCUAUCUAUCUAUCUAUCUAUCUAUCUAUCCCUCCCUCCCUCUAUUUCUCUCUCUUUCUCUCUCUAUAUGGAAGUUUCUUCGUUAUCUAUCGAAUCUCAGUUUUCCCUGCUGAGAAAUUAUACAUUAUUAGAGAUGGCAGCCGAUGACAAUAUAUUCAGACAUGUGAUUUCAAACUGUGCCUAUUCCUAUCUAUCUAUCUAUCUAUCUAUCUAUCUAUCUAUCUAUCUAUCUCAGCCUAUUCCUAUCUAUCUAUCUAUCUAUCUAUCUAUCUCAGCCUAUUCCUAUCUAUCUAUCUAUCUAUCUAUCUAUCUAUCUAUCUAUCUAUCUAUCUAUCUAUUUCACCCUAUUCCUAUCUAUCUGACUACCUGCGCCUCUGUUUCUCUAUCUAUCUAUCUAUCUAUCUAUCUAUCUAUCUAUCUAUCUAUCUAUCAAUCUAUCUAUCUGAAUGAGUGCCUAUCUGUCUAUAUACCAUCUGUUUGUUCGCAUCCGUCUAUCUAUCUGUCUGUAUGCCUAUCUAUCUAUCUAUCUAUCUAUCUCUCUAUCUAUCUUUCUAUCUAUCUAUCUAUCUAUCUGAAUGAGUGA
Messenger RNA from Acanthosepion pharaonis, 666 nucleotides. The record is from the annotation of a GenBank genome assembly. NCBI's taxonomy places the organism in Eukaryota, Metazoa, Mollusca, Cephalopoda, Sepiida, Sepiidae.